This is a messenger RNA of Alosa alosa (allis shad), 5597 nucleotides long. It is a transcript of the gene magixb, whose product is annotated as membrane-associated guanylate kinase, WW and PDZ domain-containing protein 3. Gene Ontology annotation, cellular component: cytoplasm. Gene Ontology annotation, molecular function: protein binding. NCBI's taxonomy places the organism in Eukaryota, Metazoa, Chordata, Actinopteri, Clupeiformes, Clupeidae. Gene Ontology annotation, biological process: signal transduction. The record is from RefSeq and is a predicted model, not a curated record.
UGCCAUGUCUAAGGCAGCAGUGAAGAAGCUGCAUUGGCGCUCUAAAGUGCAGGAGAGCUUCAUACCGCUCGACGGGGCCUCAGGUGACCUGGGUGUGGCCGUUGGAGGCGGGGCUGACUAUGGAGAGUUCCCAUUCGUCACUGCAGCCCCUGGGGGCGGAGUCACAGUGGGCGAUAUCAUCCUAGAGAUUGGCGGAACCCCGGUGCUGGGGAUGACACUAGGGGAUGUGCGGGGCGUCCUCAACACCUGUCCUCACCCCGUGCGCAUCAAGAGUGUGUCACCAGGCUCCACCCUGUGUAAGGACUUGCGGCUGUACCUCAGUAAGUGCUUCACGCCGGGCUCCAUGGACAGCCAGCUGCAGCAGGUUAUCCGGGAGAACCUCUAUCUGCGGGCCGUGCCCUGCACCACUAGGCAGCCUCGUGAUGGCGAGAUCCCUGGGGUGGACUACAACUUUGUCUCGGUCGAGGAGUUCUUCUCUCUGGAGGAGUCCGGGGCCCUGCUGGAGAGCGGCAAGUUCAAAGGCAAUUACUACGGCACCCCUCGUCCAGUUCACAUAGGGCCUGAGAGCCCCCCCAUCACCUACCAGGAGCACCGCAACCUGCUGAGAAAGUUCCGGACUCGCAGCAAGAGCUUGAGCCACCUGGAGAAGGCGACCGAGGAGGGAGAGAACAGCGAGGAGGACUCGGGACUGUCCGGAGGUUCAGCUGGAGCCUCCAGCCUCCCCGCGCCCACGCUAUCGCCCAGCCAAUCACGUGACUCCAGCGGGGGCGACGGCAGCGCCCUGGAGAAUGGCUUCGGGAGGCGGCGGAGUUCCAGGAGACACGCGUCCCGCCAGAACUGGGAGAUGGUCUACAGCGACUCAGGGGACCCAUACUACGUAGAUCACAACUCCAAGACAUCCAACUGGAAUGACCCUCGACUUGGCAGCAGGGAAAACUCCUUCAUCAAAACAGGCUUACCAGUGUUCACUGACCAGCCUGGGGAGCUGAGGGGCUACUCUAGAUCCACACACACGGUCUCCAAGGGCCCCCUGACACACAAUAUCGUGGGGAAGUCGGGCUUGAGUUCUUGCGGGUGUGCACACCCACUCGCACUCAACACAGCGGACAUCCUGGUGUACAUCAAUGACGUGUGUGUGCUGGGCUCGUCCCAUAAGGAGGCUGUGGCGAUGCUGAAGACCAUCCCCACUGGCCACAGCGUGGACGUGGUGGUGCGCAGGGGAUACCCCAUGCUCUACGACCCCGACGGCUGCCCCAAGCAGCCCCUGCCCGUCCUGCCGGGUCCCCCGCCCCUCUCGUCCGGCCCCACCACCACCCAGCCCCAGCCCCUGCCCCUGCCCCACCUGCACCUCAAUGGUGUGCUCCCGCACCACGAGCGCACCUACACGGGCAUCCACGCCCGCAGGAUGGCACGGCUGAGCCUGGACGCCAACGGCAACAACGCCUCGCCGAUGUCCUCGCCGCCCCGUGGGCCGCUGUCCUACGCGUCCUACUCCAACGUGGGGCCGGGCUUCCGCCCACGCUCGUCCAGAGGGCUCCAUCACCACCUGCACUACGCCCAGGACAACCUGGCCAGUCAGAGCGACAGCGAGGUUGUGUCCGCCAUCGGCUCCCACAGGGCCUCACUCAUCCGUAACCACAACAACAACUCCCUCUGCGCUCCCAGCCCUCUGCGCCUUCACUCGGCCAAGUCGUCUGAGAGUGACCUCUCCACUUACGCCCCGGUCCUCCCCAUCUCCCACCUGCCCCUCCCGCAGCCCGAGGUGGGCCUCCCCGUCCCUCCUCCCAUGGGCACCUCCUCGCUCACCUCCUCCCCAGUGCGGAGGCCCAGCAGCAGCGGCAGCUUCCACCGGCCCAAACCGCACCACGCUCUCCUCACGCCUCCAACCCCUGCCCGGGGACUCGCCUCUGACCCCCUGGGCUCCGCCGGAGGGGGGUCGCCCCACUUUGGCUUCAACGGUGUAGGGGCCAGCGGUAGCAGCGCCGGGGGGAGCCCCAACAGCAGCAUCCCAUCCCCAGGAGCCAUGAGCAGUGGGGGCAGUGGCGGUGGGAGUGGGGGUGGGGGCAGAUUGGGGCUGGACCUGGGGUUGGUCGGGGGGGAGCUGGUCCCGGUGGCUCUGGGGCAGCAGAGUGAGGCGGGGGAAGGACUGGGGUUCAGCGUGACGGCGGGGGGGCAAGGGGGGCGUCUGGCCGUGGUCAAGAUGGUGUUGGACCGCCGGCAGUGUGCUGGGCUCCAGCCGGGAGACGCCAUCGUCAAGAUCAACGGCGCCGAUGUGCAGAGCCUCAGCUUCGCUCAGGUCCAGAGGGUCCUACAAGAGCACACCAAAAGAGGAGAAGUCGUUCUACUGGUUUACAGAGGAGGUUCCAUAUACUCCUCUGUUUCUCCAGCCUCCAUACGUAGGCACCGACCCCCCUCCCCCCCACCUCUCCCGCGACCCCCAGGCCCCGCAGAUGGACUUGUGGUGCCCCGCACCUCUAUGACCCCUCCCCCUCCCGCGCUGGUGCGCUCCUCAUUGGUGCAGAGCACCAGCUUCCUGGACUCAGUGCCUGUCACUCUCACCAUGGAGCCUCGUGAUUGGAUGAGCGCAGAUGAGGCGGGCAGCCCGCGGCCCAGCUCGCGACGGAGGGAGGAACGGGAGAAGCUGCGGGCGGCAGCGGUCACUCCGCCCGUUCCCCCAGCAACCCCGCGCGGCUACGAGGUGGAGCUGAAACGACGGCCGGGCGAAGGGUUUGGAUUUGUCAUCGCCUCGCAGGACGUGGAGAACGGCCGAGCAUGUCACCAAACACUCGGCAACAACUGGGGUGUCUAUGGCGACCGCUUCGUCCCCACGGUGACAGGUCCACUCAAUCUGCUGAUGGUGCAGUGCUCCCCUUCUCUUCUCAGGACACCACUGCCUUUGUGUGCUCUUGUCAAUGAGUUACAACGGCUAACUGUGGCUUGUUUUUGUUUAAUUCGGCCUUUCGGUGCUGAGGGGCUUCUGCGGCGGUUCGCGUUAAAUGAUGAGGUCUGUGCGUGGAGGCUCAUGUGUGUGGAUUUAAGCUGCCCAAGCCUGCCUCGGAUCUGUGUUCUGGACUCAGCUGGGCACACACACCACAACACACACACACACACACACACACACAAAAGCAUGCUGGAGAGACUGCAGUCAGCUUUCAAAACUGUCAAGGACUCCAAACCCACCUCUCUCCUCCCUCAUCGUUUCGUGACGGUGCGGAGGGGGAGCCCAGCAGCCCGGAGCGGUCAGAUUCGCCCCGGAGACCGGCUAGAGGCGGUGGAGGGCCGGCCAGUGGUCACACUGCCUCACCGUGAACUCGCCCAGAUCUUACGCCGCGCCGGGAACACACUACGCCUCACCAUCGUACCGCGUUCCAGCGCACAUGCCUCAGACAAUGCUGACUUUGACACAAACCACAGAACCAGGAAGGGCCACAGGUCUCGACCCAAGCAGGACUCUAGGUAUUACAGUGUGGAUCUGGAGCGAGGGCCCACUGGAUUUGGCUUCAGUCUGAGGGGGGGCAGUGAGUACAACAUGGGCCUCUAUGUGCUGGGACUCAUGGAGGGAGGGCCUGCCCAACGCAGCCACAAGAUACAGGUGAGUGAUCAGCUGGUGGAGAUUAAUGGCGACAGCACCACGGGCAUGACCCACAGCCAGGCAGUGGAGAGGAUCAGGACGGCGGGUCACCACAUCCACCUGGUGCUCAAGAGGGGCAACGGCUACUACGUCCGACUCGGCACGAAUCCAACAAUGUCGGGGGGCAUUGGGAGGUUGGGGGUCUUUGGGAUUAAGUCGCAUCUGGUUGCAGUAGACAGGAGGGGUCGGAGGAUAUGGGCAGGGGAGAGGGGGAGGCCACAAGGUCAAAAGGUCAGGAGCCCCAGUUCUUCAGGGAGGCGAAGCCGGUCAGAGAGAAGACGUAAAGGAGGAGGAGGAGGAGAAGAGGGGAGGAGGCGGAGGAGGAAAAUGAGCUACCCUGACUCUGCCGAAGUGACUCAGGACGAAGAGGAGGAGGGAGAGGAGGCUGGUCGGCCCAGCAGUCACCGGCGAGGUCAAAGGUCAAGAUCACUGUCAGCCGGGGCAGAGCGGAGAAAGGGGAGGAGCUUACCCAGAAACACCCGGAAGAACCACAGCGAUGAUGAGGUCACAGUGAGGUCACAGUCGGAGCGAGGGAGAGAGAGAGGAAAAGAAAAGGGGAAAGAACAGAGGAGGGGCGGACUGAGAAAGAGUGGCAGCAUGAAGAGGCUGAGAUGGCUGGAGAGUCAGAGCGAAGGGGAAGAGGAUCGCAGAGAGGAGGAAGGUGAGGAAGAGGAUGAUGAAGAUGACGUAUUUAUGCCCAUCCCCAAUCAGAGACUGCCCAGGUCUAAACAAGGCCGGAGGCAGCAAGUGGAGGAGUGGGAGAGUGAGGAAGAGGAGGAGGAGGAGGAAGAGCAGGAGGAGAGGGUGCGUGCAUGGGCCUCCCAGGUACAGAGGGAGCGGAUGCAUGAGCUGGAGCUGGAGGUAGGCGGAGAGGGAGCGCCACGGAGUCCUGGCGUGAAGGAGCGAGAGGAGGAGGAGGAGGAGCAGGAGGAAGAGGAGGGCGAGAGCAGACCUCGCCGGACGCUGCCUCAUGCUCUCUCUGGCCUCCCUGUCCUCCCCGUGGGGGCCAAACUGCAGCUCUACGUGCCCGUGCUCCCCCCGCUCGCUCACGAGGGGAUCCCCGCCGCACGCCUCCAGCGCCGGACCUCGUCCAGGCUGCACCCGUUCUCCUUCCUGGGGUCACCAGGGUCCGAGGACGUGGAGUCGGAGUCCGGGGCCAGCGUGUCAGUCGCCAGCACCACCGCCGCCAGCAUCUCGGGCCUCUCCCUGGUCCUGUCCGACAAUCACGACCACAGGAAAUACAAAACGCCCCUCCCUGGGCCCUGGCUCACACCCAGCCCACACACACUCCACCGGGUCAUCCAGGGGAACCGCCCGGCCUGGACGCAAGAAGGAAGAGGAGGAAGAGGAGGAGGAGUGCCCAGGUUCAUCCACUGAUUAAACCCUUUAAAGGCUCGUUUGGUCGGUCUCAUGGACCAGCCAUGACCUCUGUGGACUUUUCAAUUAAUUUUUAUUUUUGAGAGUUCGAUUUUCUUCAAUUUUGCAUUAAAGGUGAAGGAAUUGGAAGGAAUUUAAAGGAGCAGUUGGUUGCUGUAGCUGGGCACCCUUCCCAUUUCUCACAUUGAUUGCACAGUUUUUAUUUCUCUCUUCAACCCUCACUGAAACGUUUGCUUCUGUUUAACUGUCCAAACACCUCUCUCUCUCUCUCUCUCUCUCUCUCUCUCUCAGUUUGUAAACUACUCAAUCCUGUGUUGUGUGGAAAAAAAGUGUAUUUUUCUAAACACUUCUCCUGUUCAUUCUGCUAGUGAGCUCUGGUGUCAUGUCACAUCAUGUCAUAUGUCAUAUAUAGUUCUGGUACUUUUGGUUCUGGCCUCUGUUGUGUCUGUUGUGGUUCUUGUGUGGUGUUUAAAGCCACCCCCUCAGUGGGGUCUAUAGCAAUUCUCCAGGUGUGUAUUCAGUGAUACCUCGCCAUAGAGAGCAAUAAAAGGUUCCUGUCGGGUAGUUGUGAGUAGUACCCUAAUGGUGC